Molecule: messenger RNA, 468 nt
Organism: Brassica rapa (field mustard)
Lineage: Eukaryota; Viridiplantae; Streptophyta; Magnoliopsida; Brassicales; Brassicaceae
Product: polyadenylate-binding protein 2-like
Source: RefSeq, a predicted model, not a curated record
GAGAGAGAGAGAGAGAGGCGAUGGAGGAAGAGGAGCACGAGGUAUACGGCGGAGAAAUCCCCGACGUCGGAGAGAUGGAUGGAGACAUGGACAUGAUGACUGCAGCUGAUGACGAUGCCGCUAAGGAGUUGGAUGAGAUGAAGAAACGAUUGAAAGAGAUUGAGGACGAAGCUGCUGCUCUUCGCGAGAUGCAGGCCAAGGUUGAGAAGGAUAUGGGUCCUCAAGAUCCUGCUACUAUGGCAGCAGAUCAAGCAGGCAAGGAGGAGGUCGAUGCUCGAUCUGUUUUCGUUGGCAAUGUAAGAAUAUGCUUAUGCUUUUGGUUGAUUUGACAACUAGCUCAGUUGAUUAUUAGCCUUGUAUAAUUUGGAUAUAAUUUGUUAGCCUUGCUUACGAUUUUUUUCGCCCCGAUGUAAUCUUUUUUUUUUGAGAGUUUCAUCUCUGCAAUCUCCAUUGCUUUUCUUGCUUCUU